AAUUGUUGGAGUGUCACUUUCCUAUAUAUACUCUCAAACUCAACUUAUUCCCAGAAACAAACCUCAUCUCUCUCUCUAGAGUCUCUCUCUCAUGAUUCUUUCAAGGAUGUUUGUUUUAUGAAGCUCAUGAUAAAGGGUUGUUGAAAUUUAUCUAAGAAUAAAAAAAAUGUCACAGAAUCAGAUUCCUGAUCUUUCUCUACAAAUUAGUCUUCCAAACAGUGCUGUUUCAUCAAUUUGCGCAACAACAAAUGAAGUUGAUGAUUUGGAUUCUCCUUUUGAUAUAUGGAAAAAUGUUCAUGAAGGUUUCAAAUCUCAUAGUGAUGGUUUUUCAUCUUCGUUCAAGAAAAAUGGUGAUACUUUUCAAAGAACUGAUGAUACAGAACUUUCAUUAACAACAACAACAACACCAACAACAACUCCUUCUGAAGCUGAGAGUCCUUGGAAGAGAAAAAACUUCGUUAGAUUAAGACCCUUUAAUGGAAUCCCUUACAAUCCUCCAAUAUUAGAGAAAGAUUCAAGUUUUUCUCUUUAUCCUUCUUGUUCUUCUGGUAAUAGUGGUGUUGAGGGUGUUAAGCAAGUUUCGAGGUUUAACGGGAUAACUAUGGAGAGUUUAAGAGCUCACAAGUUUCAAUACUUGAAUUUGAAUCAACAUCAAAUUCUACAACAGCAACAACAGCAGCAACAACAACAGUUUGGAAAUUCCGAGUUUGGAAAUGGAUUUGUAAGGUCAAGAAUGAUGAUGCCAAGGCAACAAAGUAAUAAGAGGAACACAAGGGCUCCGAGGAUGCGUUGGACUAGUUCGCUUCAUAAUCGAUUCGUUCAUGCCGUUGAGCUUCUCGGCGGCCAUGAAAGAGCAACACCAAAGUCAGUUUUGGAGCUAAUGGAUGUGAAAGAUCUAACACUAGCUCAUGUGAAGAGCCAUUUACAGAUGUAUAGAACUGUUAAAAACACUGACAAGCCAGCAGCUUCUUCAGAUGGAGAUGAGAAUUUCAUGUCCCUAACACCACCUCAUAAUCGAAAUAAUCUAUCUCUAGAUCAUGAUAUUAGCUUCAUUUCCAAUAAUUUAUGGGGAAAUUCAUCUUCAAGUAAAGGAACAUGGACACAAGGUAGUUCAAGAGAUUUUGAUGAGCAUUGUACAGAAGAAAUCCUAUCAUCUCAGCACAUUGGAAACUUUCCUCAGGUAAACAACUAUACACAAUCAAGAAGCUUCAAGGAUCAAAACAUAGACUGUCAGAAGAAUCCAAACUUGGAGUUCACCUUAGGGAGAUCAAAUUAAUUUUAUUACAAGUUUACAAUAUUCAUAUGAUCUCUUUACUAGCCAUAAAAAAGCAACAAUAGUGCACAGAUAAUACAUAAAUAGCUAGUUUAACUAGGUAGUGCUUUUGUGAAGACGAAGAUGUCACUUUCCACAAAUCUAAGCAACUUUGUAUAUUCUUCUUCUUUUGAACCAAAGAUUAUUAAUUAAGUGGUGUUAUUCUAUAUCAAAAUGUUACUGUUAAAAGUAAAAGUGGAAGAAAAGAAGGAAUCUAAUGUAUGAUAAGGCUUUUAUUGUGUC
Messenger RNA from Lathyrus oleraceus (garden pea), 1555 nucleotides. Its product is annotated as probable transcription factor KAN2. Gene Ontology annotation, molecular function: transcription cis-regulatory region binding. The record is from RefSeq and is a predicted model, not a curated record. Gene Ontology annotation, cellular component: nucleus. NCBI's taxonomy places the organism in Eukaryota, Viridiplantae, Streptophyta, Magnoliopsida, Fabales, Fabaceae. The transcript is spliced from 7 exons. Gene Ontology annotation, biological process: regulation of DNA-templated transcription; abaxial cell fate specification. The coding region runs from base 167 to 1276 and encodes 369 amino acids.